AUGUCCGACAAGCCCAGCACCCUAAAAACAGUGUCCGAACACCGCCACCCCUCGUCCUCCACCAAACCCCACCGCACCUUCAUCCGCCACCCCGCGUCCUCCUCAGCCCACGCCUCUCCCACCCACCACGUAGUGCCCAAGCCCCACACCUCCUCCCACCCCAAACCCAAACCCACCGGCGCAGCAACACAACCCCACCAGUCCCUCACUCCAGCCGCAGCCCCCUCUUCCAGCACAACCGACGUCUACCCCACCCCCUCCACCCCUCCCUCGCACUCCUCAGGCGCGAUCAUCGGCCUCUCCAUAACUCUAGCUCUCGUCCUGGUCGGCCUGCUCGUCGCCGGCGCGCUGUUCUACAUGAGACGUCGAGCGGCGAAGAAGCGAGCAGAGGUGAGGCAGUCUGUGAUGGGCGGGUUUGUCGAGAUGGCUGAGCAUGAGCAGGCGCCGCCGGUGAUUUCGGCGCCGGAGCCGGUGAGGCCGGGGAGGGAGAGUGAGGCGUCCUUGGGCAGGAGGGUGACAAGGUUCUUUCAGGGGAGGAGGGUGCCUAGUGGGUGGAUUUGA
Messenger RNA from Saxophila tyrrhenica, 561 nucleotides. RefSeq lists its product as uncharacterized. Lineage: Eukaryota; Fungi; Ascomycota; Dothideomycetes; Mycosphaerellales; Extremaceae. The record is from RefSeq and is a predicted model, not a curated record. Bases 1 to 561 code for a protein of 186 amino acids. The transcript has a single exon.